AGGUGACAGACAUAACGUUGUAUAUAUAAGUCACAGACUUUACUGGAUCAGUCUAACAAAGCAAAAUGUUCAAGUUGGUUUUUCUUGCGAUCUUCCUGGGCUAUGCCCACAGCUGUGGCGUUCCCACAUACCAGCCCAUUCUGUCCAGAGUGGUUGGAGGACAUGAUGUGAGGGCAAACAGUUGGCCAUGGCAGAUCUCACUGCAGUAUCAGGGAACCAGUGCUUGGGGACACACCUGCGGAGGAACUCUCAUUGCUUCCAACUGGGUCCUGACAGCUGCUCACUGUAUCAGCUCCAGCCGUACCUACAGAGUGGUCCUGGGGAAAAACAGUCUGCAGACUGAAGAGGAAGGAUCUGUUAUUAUCUCUCCUGAAACAAUUAUUGUACAUGAAAGCUGGAAUUCCUUCCUCAUUGUCAAUGACAUUGCAUUGAUCAAACUGUCACAGCCUGUGGUCUUUAGUGACAAAAUCCAAGCUGCCUGUCUGCCCGCUGAUGGAGAAUUGCUUGCCAACAACUACCCUUGCUAUGUGACCGGAUGGGGACGUCUAUACACCAACGGACCUAUUGCUGACAACUUGCAGCAAGCUCUUCUCCCAGUGGUCGAUCACGCAACUUGCUCUCAGCGCGACUGGUGGGGAACCCAAGUUAAGGCAACCAUGGUUUGCGCUGGUGGUGACGGAAUUGUUUCUGGCUGCAACGGAGAUUCUGGUGGCCCUCUGAACUGCCAGGCAAGUGAUGGAAGUUGGUCAGUACAUGGAGUUGUUAGUUUCGGAUCUGGAUUGAGGUGUAAUUAUGCCAAGAAGCCUACAGUGUUCACCCGCGUCUCUGCUUACAUUGACUGGAUCAACCAGAAAAUUGCAAGCAAUUAAGGAGCAACUUGGAUUUCAUUCUGUCCCUCUCCUUAUCGUUAUUACUAUGGGAAGAAAAAACAUAUCAACUUUGCUUAGCAACUUGUAUAACUGGGGAGUUUUCUAUCAAUAAAAAUGAAUUAGCAGAAAAAUA
Molecule: messenger RNA, 1002 nt
Organism: Bombina bombina (fire-bellied toad)
Lineage: Eukaryota; Metazoa; Chordata; Amphibia; Anura; Bombinatoridae
Product: chymotrypsin-C
Exons: 8
Coding region: 66-869 (267 amino acids)
Biological process (GO): proteolysis
Molecular function (GO): serine-type endopeptidase activity
Source: RefSeq, a predicted model, not a curated record